Molecule: messenger RNA, 1363 nt
Organism: Sphaerodactylus townsendi
Lineage: Eukaryota; Metazoa; Chordata; Lepidosauria; Squamata; Sphaerodactylidae
Product: regenerating islet-derived protein 4-like
Exons: 6
Coding region: 63-614 (183 amino acids)
Molecular function (GO): signaling receptor activity
Source: RefSeq, a predicted model, not a curated record
GGACUGCCCUCCAUCAAUUCCAGACUAUCCAGGAAAAGAUCAGCAGACAGGAGAACGAGAAGAUGGGAAAGGUUGCCUACUUCGGCCUGUUCCUCUUGGGCUGCUUCGUCUUUGGAUCAAGCGGCACCCCGGUGGAAGAUGAGGCUGUUCCAGCUACCAGUGAUGAACAACCGGCUGCAAAAUCUCCAUGCCCUUCUGGGGCACUUAGUUACAAACGAAACUGCUAUGUGUAUUUUGCAAGUUAUUUGUCUUGGGAGUCAGCGGAGGCUGCGUGUCAGAACCACAAACAGGGCGCUCACCUGGCCUCCUUUUUCGACCCGAAGGAGGAAAAGAUGGUUUCUGCUUACAUCAGAAGCCGCAGCUCCACCAACUACGUCUGGAUUGGGCUCAGUGCUACACCACACACUCAUCUGCACUGGGAAUGGAGUGAUGGAUCCCAUUACAUUUCCGGGUCAUCUCUCUGGGACAACCGGAGCCCCAGCACCUCCACUUCCUCCUCUUCUAGGUGUCUGACCCUGUACAACGUCCAGUCUCCAACAUCUUCUUACAGAUGGUCGCAGUAUAGCUGUGACACUACCUGGACGUACGUUUGCAAGUACAAGCCCAGGAAUUAGGCCUGGAACGACACCCAGCCCUGCAGCCAACAGCCCAUCAUGCUUUGGAUGACCUGGAAUGGACAGAAGCUCCUUCAUAUACAGCUCCAUAUUCUCUGUCCUGCCUGCAGGGGUGUCAGGGGAGUGAUUACCCAUCCUAUUACCGAGAUCCCCUCUUUUCCCAAACCACUGCUUUAUUAACCUGCAUUGACCUUUAUUUCACACUCACCCUUUCCUGGGAGUAAGGCCCAUUCAGAAGACUUCGGUAGGAUUUGUUUGGGAUUGCCUCUAGACCGCUGGGCUCUCGCGUGGCUCCGUCCUACAGCAAACAUUUAGAUCUUCUUCCAGCUGUUACGAGAGCCUUUAAUUCCACCAACGAUAAGUAAAUCCGAAAGAUUGUUUUUUAAACGAUAAACCUUUUGCAUGAGCUAGAAAAAAAAUCUGUAUCGCUUUUCUAUAGCAAAUGUGGUGAAUCAGCGUAUGUUCCCAUGAAGACGGCUUCCCCUAGCUGAAUUCAAGGUUUGCCUAACAUAUGAGCCGUUCGGCUCUUGUAAAGGACAGGUGCCUUUUGUGUUCUGCAGUUCUGAGGUAGAGGGGGGAUCUUGCAAGCUGCACGUGAAAUGUGUACAAUCGCAGCCAUGAAUUUAAAAGUGCCCUUUGAAAAGUUGCGUGUAGAGUCACUGGAUGCUUCCUGAUUCUCUGGCCGGCUCCUGUCUUCUGUAACAUUGUUUGCCGAUGGAAUGACAAUAAAUUCUCUGCUGAGCAUACAA